AAAAAAAAAAAUGAUUAAAAAAUACAGAAGCUUCAAAGGAAGAGAUCCAAGAGGAAAAGGUUACGUCACACAACUCACACAUAUUCUGCAACACACUCCACGAACACAAUAUAGAAGAAACCCCUAAUUUUGAAGAUUCAAUUUCAAAACCCUAAUCUCACCACAGAUUCAAUUCCUUCAACCAGAUCUCAUCAAAAUCAUGGAGAAAGAAUUCAAAGUCCCACCGGUAUCCUUCGCCUCCGUCGGAAACCCCGCCGGGCAAAAUCUCCAAAACCGCCGUGUACCCAUUCCACCAUUCCAACCAAACUCCGGCAUCCCUUUCAUGUCAUUUGAUAUCGGCUCCGCCGCCGUUUCCACCUCAUCCGGUCCAAUUUACUCCGGUCCCGGAAUCGGCGGUGGUGGUUCCGUCAACUUCGACGACGAGGAGCCUCUUCUCGACGAGCUCGGUAUUCAUCCGGAUCAAAUCUGGAGCAAAAUCAGAUCGGUUCUUAACCCGUUUCGCGUGAACCAUACCGUUCACAAAGACUCUGAUCUUUCUGGUCCGAUUCUUCUCUAUAUGGCGUUUUGUCUCUUUCAAUUACUCGCCGGAAAAAUUCAAUUCGGUGUGAUUUUAGGUUGGAUUGUGGUUUCUUCGAUCUUUUUGUAUGUUGUUUUCAACAUGCUCGCAGGUCGAACUGGGAAUUUGGAUCUGCACACUUGUACCAGUGUUGUUGGUUAUUCUAUGUUGCCGGUGGUGAUUUUCUCUGCAAUAUCACUUUUUCUUCCACAGGGUGGUUUCUUUGGGCUCGCGAUCGCCGCGGUUUUUGUGUUGUGGGCUACCAGGGCUUCAACGGGGCUUGUGGUUUCUCUUACUGAUGGUGGUGAUGAACAUCGCGGGUUGAUAGCGUACGCCUGUUUCUUGAUUUACACUCUGUUUUCGUUGCUUGUGAUUUUUUAGGGAUGUGUUUAGUGCUGAGAUUGUUUGGAUCAAAGUGCUUAUUUUUUUUAUUUUUUUUUGGAUUUAGUUAACAUUUAUGUCUUUUAACUUUGCAUUAUGAACCUUGUGAUUUUUCUAUUUCAGUCAUAUAAUGAUAUAUAGAAAAUGGAGCUAUUGCACUUGAUUUAA
Molecule: messenger RNA, 1105 nt
Organism: Medicago truncatula (barrel medic)
Lineage: Eukaryota; Viridiplantae; Streptophyta; Magnoliopsida; Fabales; Fabaceae
Product: protein YIPF5 homolog
Exons: 1
Coding region: 200-937 (245 amino acids)
Biological process (GO): endoplasmic reticulum to Golgi vesicle-mediated transport; vesicle fusion with Golgi apparatus
Cellular component (GO): trans-Golgi network; membrane
Source: RefSeq, a predicted model, not a curated record